Messenger RNA from Volvox carteri f. nagariensis, 306 nucleotides. RefSeq lists its product as uncharacterized. The transcript has 2 exons. Gene Ontology annotation, cellular component: membrane. The annotation marks the transcript as partial. The record is from RefSeq and is a predicted model, not a curated record. Lineage: Eukaryota; Viridiplantae; Chlorophyta; Chlorophyceae; Chlamydomonadales; Volvocaceae.
CCUGGUGGCAUACAGGGCCGCCUAGAGGUGCUUUACAAUGGGGUAUGGGGCACCGUCUGCGAAGAUGGUUUUGAGGAUCGGGAUGCGAACGUGGUAUGCCGGCAGCUUGGCCUUAGCGGCGGUCGUGCGCACUGGGGUGCUUACUUCGGCGAAGGCAGCGGGCCUAUUUUCUUAAGCAACGUGGGCUGCUCUGGCUUAGAGAAGAGAUUGCAAGACUGCGCAAACCUUCAGUGGAAUCCCAAAUCUUGCAGCCAUUCCGAGGACGUUUCCGUUGUGUGCUACGGUGGGUUGUCGUGGGUCAGGUGA